AUGAAGCGUCAGCGAACUAUAGAGUCAUUUUCAAACUUUUUCCUAAACAAAACUCCACGGCAAGGAUCAGGUAGGAAUAAGAGUAUUGACAGAGGUAGGAAUAAGAAUAUUGCUGUGUAAACAUUAUAGUUUACUAAGAUUUAGUAAACUAUAAUAAUAGACAAUAGCUAAAUAAUAAUAUAUUUGUAAAUUUAUAAGCCGCGACAUUUUAGGUGUGUGUACAUUGCAAAUUUUAAUUGUUGGGUUCAAUACUAUACGAACUGUAUCCACACUCCACGGCACACGCACAACAUUAUCAAUUCAGUUAAUAUUUAAAUUGAUUCUGUUGUCUUUGUUUCCCAUUGUCGCACUUCAGGCUUGUAGACCAUUAAACUGGGGUUAUACAAAGAAUAAUCGGUGCCAUAUUAAUGUCUGUUGUAUUUAUAUACAACUGUACUUGUACUUUGUAGUUGUCAAAUAGUACCUUCUCACUUCCUUGAAAAGCAAAUACUUUCAAGAAAUACGAGAAUUGAAGCCUGAAGGAACACUUAUUUAGUGUACUUAUUGUUGUCAUGAUUGCUCCUAGCGUAGUAUAUGCACUGCAUAUGCAACACUACAAUUAUUUAUUACAAUUUAUACAAUAACUGAUCCUAUUUCUUUGUUGAGCCGUUCAGUAUAAAAAAAAACUGAGCAGACGUCUCUGUGUGGAACACACGUUUUUAACUAUAUUUGUAUUUUUUGUGUUAUAAAAAUUUGCGUGUAUUAUAAACAAUUGAUCAGUUUGCCAAUAUUUAAAAUAAACAAAUUUAAUGGCUAAUUAUAGAAAACGAAACCACAUCGUCAGCAGCCGUGCUUCCGCUUUAAUGGAAUUUCCUUCUCGAAGGAAAUUUUGAAAAAAUAAAUAAGAGAAAAUAUCUAUCUUUUAGAUGACAACAAUGACAUCCUCGAUAAUCAGGAAGCUUCAACUGAAGAAAUACCUUCAGAAACACCAGCUAGUUUAACUUUAAUAGAAACUGAAACGCCAGCUUUAAUUGGCGAACCAUCCUCAGACACACCAGUUUCAAGUUACAAACCACCUGCAGAAAUGGCACAAGCUUUCGAAGGCAAACUUUCCUCACACUCUCAGUCACGACCAUCACCAUUUGAAUUUUCUGAAACACAGCAUGUGUGCAUGAUAAAAGAAAUAUUUGAUACUGACAGUGUAAGUGAAUGUGAUCAUGUAUUACACAAUCACACGCUGUGGCUGUAAGUCACUAACUGCCAGUGAACUAGCUCGGCAGGAAUCUUCUAAGCCUCAUGUUUUCAAACAUGAAUGGAUUCAUGACGAAAUUGGAUUUUGUAGUAAGACACAUAUAUGGUGGUUGACACUUCACGAGGGGAAGGGGAUGUUCUGUUGCCUUUGUAAGAAACACCUCAAAGCCAACAAGUGCACAAAGUAUGCUACAAUACCUGGUACACGAUACAGAAAGGUAGCAAUAAUAGAAAACGGCUCUUCAGAAGAACACGCACAAUCAAUACGGCAAGAACUACUUCAGCGGGCAUCGUGGUUCCAAAAAGAGCUGAAUAAAAAAGCAGAAGUUGCUGAUGAAGUACUGGUAAAAGCUUUUGCUGCAUUUUAUUUCACUGCCAAAGAAGAAAUGGCCAAUUCGAAAGUUAUGCCACUCAUUAACUUUCUAAGACAUUAUGGUAGCCCUGAUAUGAAAUACUUUGAUCACAAAUCAGAAAGGUGCAAGCAAGAAAUUUACCUAGCUAUUGGUGAAACCCUUAAAGCUCAAGUAGUCAAAGAAGUAGCGGGUGCACGUUUCUUUUCUUUGCUUUCUAAGUGAUGUUGCUGUAACAGAGCAAUUAGUCACUUUUGUCCAGUAUGUCAGCAGUGAUGUUCAGGUGGACACCAAAUUUUUGUCCAUGCGAAACCUCCUAGAGCACCACAAUAGUGCCGAUGCAGAUGCGAUUGUGGAUAUGCUUGCUCAAGAGAUAGAGGAAGAUAAGCUUCAGUGGGCUUCAUUGGCAGGAUUAGCGUCCGAUGGCACAUCUGUAUUCACAGACAAAAGGGGCGGAGUUGGCGUGAAACUUAAGAAAAAGCAGGAGGAGCAUAUGGGGGGUCGGUCACCCAUAAUGCAACAGCUAUGGUGUGUAUGCCAUCGUUUGGCAUUGGCAUGCGCUGGCGCCAACAACACAGUAAAAUACGUCACUCUUGUUGAAACUAAUUUGCGCCAGUUAUGGUCUUUGUUUGAAAAUUGAAACAAGAAGACAGCAAUUUAUGUCAAGGUUCAAAUGAACAUGAAGAGCCUAAACUCAACCCCAAAAACCAGGAGCAAAGUCACGCGCAAGGUGAAAAAGGCAUGUCGAACAAGGUGGCUAUCAUUGGGGAAAGCGGUCAAUACUCGACGACGAGCAGCAUGAUGCGGCCGCAAAAGGAUUGUUUAUGCGCUUGAACACCUUCAAAUUCAUUGCGACAACUUACAUCUUGAACAGGCUGAUUCCGAUUUUGGACUUAGUCUCCAAGUCAUUCCAAAAAGGGUCAGUAACCUUUUCACACAUAGCACCAAAUCUUGCAUAUGCAAAGGCGAAGCUUAAAGAAGAAGCGCUUAGUCACAAAGCAAUCCGUGAUGCUGUCCAAGAUCUGAAACCCAAUGGUCGUCUGUCUGUCCAAGGUGUCGAAGUACAAGUUACAGAGUGUGGUCUUGUUGAGGUGGAUAACCUGCUUCAUCGAUAUGUCGCUGCUCUUACCCAACAUCUUGAUGAACGCUUUCAAGAAAGUCUCCCAUUGUUUUCUCUGUUCUCGAUCUUUGAUCCUUCUUUGUUGCCUGCUGUAGACUCAACAGAGUUUUCGGAAUAUGGGAAAGGCGAAAUCAGCAAUAUUGGAAAGAUAUAUGUUCCAAAUAGAAUACCCGAAGUGGUUGCAGAGUUCGAGUUGUUCAAGUUCCACAUGGCUAAGUUCAAGAUUCCUGAACCAAGUAAGCUGGUGGGUGAAACACAAACCGAAGUUGUGUUGAAGAAACUUGUACAUAUGAAGCUCCUUUUCCCACUUCUUAGUUUAUUUGCAGAAGCAAUCCUGAGCUUGCCAAUAUCAAACGCCUGGCCGGAGCGUGGCGGUAGCGCGAUAAAGAGAAUUAAAACAAGACUCAGGUCUCGCCUCUCAAAUAAAAUGCUAGAAAGUCUACUUCACAUAUCCAUAAAUGGCCCUGAAAUUUGCACAGAAGAGUGCGAUCAGCUCAUUUGGGAGGCUGUUCAGCUAUGGCUCGACAAGAAAAAAAACGGAUAG
This is a messenger RNA of Paramuricea clavata, 3244 nucleotides long. The record is from the annotation of a GenBank genome assembly. NCBI's taxonomy places the organism in Eukaryota, Metazoa, Cnidaria, Anthozoa, Malacalcyonacea, Plexauridae.